CGCAAAUCUGCUGGACGCUCGGUUGUACAAGCUUUUUUCGGGGGGAGCAGCAUUUCUUCCUCGUGACGACCUUGUAUCUACUUCGUCAUCGGUUUCAGUACCUCCACAACCAGAACCACACAGCAUGCUCACAAAAGUCGUGGACCAUUCUUCGAGCGGUUUAGAAGAUCACACCAACUACGACCACCUCCGUCACAAAACCCUAUCGCACAACCUGGACCUCCCGCAGUACGAUCACCUAGCUUUCUUACAUUUCCUGUUCGAACUCUCUGCCCUGAUCUUCGGGGGCUGCCAAGUGAUUCUGAUGUUCCUGUCCUUCUGGGCCCACGACCUGCCGGUCGACGCCUUGCUGUUACAAAGCUUGCUGCCGGUGGAUGACGAAUUCUGGACCCGGUACGUGGACAAAGCCAGACGCGCCGAGCAACCGCACGCUUCCGUGUUUGGCGCCGAGCAGGAGGAUUUUGACGUUCUUGCCACUUACCAGCCACCCGAUCUCUUGCUGCCGCACCCGCGCGGAACUUCCGCCGUGUCCAGUCCGACCGCGGGGUUUCGGCACCAAAAUUCGAAUUCGUAUCUGCGAGAGCUGCAAGUAAAUAACCCAGCUGUAGCACAGAAUUCCUACUCCGUGGUUUCGGUAUCCCGAGCAGCUGGUGCUGUUCCAAACACAGCAACAGCCGAGCAGGCGGGGGUUGCAAAGUGGACGAUUCUGGUACUUCCUAUAACCGAGAGCACGACAAGCAAUUCCGGCAACGCGGAAAAUCAACAAGAUUCGUCUCCCUACGCGUCGAGUGUGAAAAGCUGGGAAGAGGUGCGGCAAGUUCGGGAGGAGCUGAAGCGCACCUUUGGUACCCACCCAUUUUGGGCCUGUCGGAUACCGUACCUCGCGUCACGCCCAGAACAGUACAGGGGCGAGGAAGCCCGGGCGUUGGAGGAAUGGUUGCGACUAGUUGUGGAGCUCUUUCUGAAUCAAAUGGUGCAGCUGCACUCCUCUAGUACAACGUCCGGAUUGCUGCUGCAGGGACCACCCGGUAGUGCGACCGCCACCCCGGUCUUUCCUAAACCAGGGCAGAGCUUUCGUUUUCACCGAAGUGCUUCUCGCGGCUCCGCUGCAAAUUCCCCCGCAACUUCGAUCACGCCUUUCGACUACAGACUCGGUACGGCUGGGGCUGCUGCUGGUGGCGCAUUUCUCUUGCAAAAAACGCGGUUCCUAUUCGACUUCUUUGGUUUGCCCUUUCCAGAGACAGUAGUUUCCGCCGCAGCGAACGACAUGCAGAGAAUAGAGAAAGUCGACGAAAAUAUCGGGUGGACCUUCGAUAAAAAGGGGAAUCGAACGGGCCUAAGUAUUAACACGGCCUUGUCUCCUCCUCCAGAAUCACCUUUGACUCAGGUCGGCGCGCCCUAUUAUGAAAUCACCAUCCCGCGGUUCGAGCUCGUGCAAAAGGGCGGCUACGUGGCCUACAGCAUUCACAUCAUCGUCCAGGGCGCGGAGCUUCUUUUGGGCGGAGGUUCUUCUUCUGGCGAGAAAACUUCUCUGCAACCGCCAAACAAAGUCACUGUCCACGCGGUCUCGCGACGCUACCGGGAGUUUGCGGCGCUCGAGACGACUCUGCAGUACCAUUUGAUGCGGAUCAGGACCGCGGUCGUACAAAAACUGCCUCCUCUGCCCGCCAAAAUGCGUUCCGUUUUGCGCAAGGACUACUCCUUUUUGCAGCGGCGCCGCGCGGAUCUCGAGCGGUGGCUGCGUAGCGUCGUGACGCAUGCGGAGCUGUGCGACCACGACGCCGUGCGAGAAUUCCUGCUGACAGAAGACCCGGCAGCGACGUUGGUCACUACGGAAGUAGACGAUCACCCAACGUUGAGUUUCGCAGAACAAGAAUUAAUGAUCCCGCGCCUCUGGUCCCCCCUCUCCCGCGGCCACUCCGACACGCCGGUCUUCCAUCUGCCGCGCAGCGCGGUUCUGCGGCGCGGACGCAGUCUGGACGCGUCUCCGAGUUUCACGAAGGAAAUCGAGGGCGCCUCGUUGCCGAGCCCGCGGGGCAGUGGCACAAAUCUGGUCGAUCACGAUUCCUCGGACUCCGUCGGGUCACCCCACCCGUCUGUCAGUGCCUUCGAACACGACCCGACGUCUUCAAAGGACACAAACAAUUUGAUCAAAGACAAUCAGACUGUCGGAGGAGACAAGAUGGCAAGCAAGACCCAGGACAUCAUGGGCGGAAACACCAGGGAGGAGCACACGGAUAAUUCCUUUCCUACAGCUGCUUAUGUGGAAGGUUGGGAACCACGCACGGACAACAUGAACCAGCAGUACUAUUCAUACGGCAUUCGUUUGGAAACUGAUGCCGGCGCAAGUUGGAUGGUGCAUCGACGUUUUCGCGAUUUCGUUCACUUGCUAUCGCAACUCCAGACCCACGCCGGCAGCGAGAUCUGCGAACUGCUGUUACCGCCCUUACCGCCGAAAUACCACGUUUUGGUAGACCCGACGCCCGAACAGAGGGCGCCAGCGCUGGAAAGUUUCCUGCAGCAAGUGCUGUCCAGUGAGAACGCGCUGUACUUUUGUCACUGCGAAGGACUCAAAAACUUUCUGCAGGUGCCGAAAAGAUAGUGAACACGAGCCGCUUUAGUCUCGAUCGAUUCUCACCACUACAAUGACGUCUCCCUUUUAUUCUCGUAGGAGGAAAAGAACUACGUCAACGUCUUGGCAAAUCUAAUGAUAUCGACGCAACGCAUCAGAUUUCGCAUUCUAACAUGGCAGGCACUUCUGGUGCAAAAGAAAGAGAUAGUGCCA
Amoebophrya sp. A120 is the source of this 2785-nucleotide messenger RNA. NCBI's taxonomy places the organism in Eukaryota, Dinophyceae, Syndiniales, Amoebophryaceae. The record is from the annotation of a GenBank genome assembly.